Trematosphaeria pertusa is the source of this 2634-nucleotide messenger RNA. RefSeq lists its product as uncharacterized. NCBI's taxonomy places the organism in Eukaryota, Fungi, Ascomycota, Dothideomycetes, Pleosporales, Trematosphaeriaceae. Gene Ontology annotation, biological process: DNA-templated transcription; regulation of DNA-templated transcription. The transcript is spliced from 6 exons. The record is from RefSeq and is a predicted model, not a curated record. Gene Ontology annotation, molecular function: DNA-binding transcription factor activity, RNA polymerase II-specific; zinc ion binding; DNA binding. Bases 1 to 2634 code for a protein of 877 amino acids. Gene Ontology annotation, cellular component: nucleus.
AUGCCCUCACCAGAGUCCGAAUCACCGGACGAGGGUUUCUUCAACGACCUGUCGCAGCAGCCCGAGUCGAACGAGACGAGGCAAUCGCCGACAGGUACGACGAAUAGCCAGGAUGCGCAGGGCCAGGAUGCCGCAAGCAAACCAAAGCGAAUAGCCUGCGUGCUGUGCCGGAAGCGGAAACUGCGCUGCGACGGUGCGCGACCAACGUGCGGAACCUGCAAGAGGCUCUCUCACGAUUGCGCGUACGACGAGGUGCGCAAGAAGAGCGGGCCGAAGAGGGGUUACGUGAAGCUCCUGGAAGCUCGACUGCAGCAAGUGGAGACGCUCCUGAAGAACCAGGAAACGACCGACCCGCACAAGGACGUAUCCCGCCAGGACUCCACCUCCGCAUACGUCGCGAGCACAUUACAGCAGCCAUUGCCUCACACGAGCGACUACCUCGCUGCGCCGGACAAGACCCCGUCCGGUGUAUCGCCAGGACCCGAUGUAUUCCAGAAUGGCGGCGCAAAUGCGGGCUCUGCCGAGGGAGAGUUCCCGUGGGAGAUGAUAGGACUGGGGCUGGAUGAACCGCUGCCGCCCCAGGAUGUCAUGAACGACCUGUACCAGAUCUAUUUCGCCAAGAUACAUCCCUCUGUCCCCAUCAUACAUAGGCCGCGCUUCAUGGCCGCAAUGAAUCUUGCCCCACACAUGCGGCCGCCCGUGUGCCUGCGCUACAUUAUGUGGACAUUGGCGGCUUCCGUCACCGACAAGUACGAUGCGCUGCAAGGGCACUUCUACCAGCGAGCGAGGAAGUAUGCUCAGACGGACGAGAUGAGAGGUCACGGUGAAUCCACAAUAACACUGGCACACUGCCAAGCGUGGAUUCUGACGGCGACAUACGAGUUUAAGCAGAUGUACUUCCCGAGAGCCUGGCUUUCCUCAGGACGUGCUACACGUUUGGCUCAGAUGAUGCAACUUCAUCGAUUGGAUGGAGUUGGUCUUGACGUGAAGCAGUGUCUCCCACCCCCGAAAGAUUGGACGGAGCGAGAGGAGCGGAGAAGGACGUUCUGGAUGGCCUUUUGUGUCGAUAGAUAUGCCAGUAUCGGAACUGGCUGGCCGAUGACAAUCGAUGAGCGAGAUAUCUUGACGAACUUGCCGGCCAGCGAAGAAGCAUUCGAGAAGAGCAAGCCAAUGCCUACUGGCUCGCUAGAGCAAGCAUUGAGCCCGAACAGCAUAGGGAAUCUUCAGCCAUUCGGUGGUAUAGUACUAACAGCAGCCCUCUUCGGUCGCAAUCUGCUUCAUCUUCAUCGGCCCGGACCCGACGAUUGUGACGAUGACCUGAACGGCGGAUUCUGGACGCGACAUCGCACCAUUGAAAGCAUACUUCUUCAGACAUCCCUUGGGCUCCCUGACCAUCUACGACUCCCGACCGGCUUAUCAGACCCGAACGUAGUAUUCCUGAAUAUGAGCAUCCACACUUCUUCCAUCUGCCUCCACCAGGCCGCUAUUUUCAAAGCGGACAAGCACCACUUGCCAGUCAAUGUCAGCAAUGAGAGCAAGAUUCGAUGUGUGACUGCUGCGGCUGAAAUUGCCUCCUUGAUGAGGAUGAUCAGCCACAUGGAUUUGGCCGCUAUGAAUCCAUUCAUAUCCUUCUGCGUCUAUGUUGCAGCGCGCGUCUUCGUCCAGUAUCUCAAAACCCGGCCGAAAGACCAGCAGAUGAACUCAUCUCUCCGAUUCCUCUUGCAAGCCAUGCAAGCCCUCCGACGGAAAAACCCCCUUACAGAAUCCUUUCUGGUCCAGCUGGAUCUCGACCUGGAAAGCGCAGGUAUACUGGGCCAACAGAAACCCUACCUGCCACCCAACCCUAGCGGCGCGGUAAGCAACCACCACACAGAGCACGUGAACAAUCACAUGGCAGCGGGUUUCGAGACCACAACCAGUAUUGAUCCCCUCUUCGAGAUCCGCGAAAGCCAGAACCCGAAUGCGUCUAUUAAUCAGUAUGGGAAUGGAGAACGGGCGGCUACUGCUGCGAAGAAUAACAACAUGCCUCAUAUACCGGGUACACAGCCGGGUCCGCCAUUCCAUAUCUCGAGCGUGACGAAGAUCAAUCUGGAGCCGCAGAAUCCUGCGCCAUUUGUACCCUCGCAAAGCGGACCGCAACUGGUACCUAGUAACUUCAAUCUCAGCGCCGAUAACAACGAAAUGGAUAUCUCUCCCGACACAGCUAGCGUUGACCAACCGAGCCCCGCCACAACUACCAACUCGCAAUCCCAACAAUCCCGCGGCGGCUCCACCUCACACUCGUCUUACUCGCCCGGCCAAGGCAUCGAGCAUCUGCCCUACCGUCCCUCACCUCGCAUGUCGAACCGGGUUCCGCUUCCGCACACGACAUCCCCUAACAACACCACGAAUACAAAUGCGAACUUCUUCCCACCUAGCGACGAUAUGUUUUCGGCAUACGUGACCGGAAACCCCGGCAGCAUGAACGGUGCAGAUAAUGGGUUUUUGAUGGGUCCGGAGUGGGAACUGGCGGGGAUGGGGCCCGGGACUGGAAUGACGCCUAUGAGCGAUGGCGGGUGGAAUCAAUUGCUAGAGAGCGUGAAUUUGGGAUGGGAUGGGAUGGGGCCGCCGCAUGAUGCGCCGCCGGGACGAUGA